ACAGCAACCAUGGCGCCUUCAAAGUGGGAAGACGAAGAGGACAGCACUCCUCCCUCAUCUCCUCCACCAGUUGCCCCCCGUCGCAAAUUCGAAGACGAGGAAGAUGACGAUGUAAGAGACACGAUCGAUUCGCCCCCACCUACGACUUUGGCGAUAUGGUGAUCACUCAAACUAAUCCCAUCGACCACAAACAGAUCCUCGACUCAUGGGACGCCGCCGAAGACUCGGAAGUUGAGCGCGAAAAGGCCGCUGUGGCGGCCGCCGCAAAGGCCAAGGCCGAAGCCGAAGCGGCCGCGAAGAAGAAGAGCAAGGGUCAGCGCAUACAAGAACACCAGUCUGAACGUCGACGGCUGGCGGAGGAAUCCGACUCGGACAGCAGCGAGGACGAAGAUGAGGCCGAGCGGCGCGCGCGCAUACGCAAAACAGAACAGGACUCGGACUUGAAGCACGCUGAGGAUCUAUUCGGAGACGUCGAUCUCAACCGGAAUAGAGGGAAACCCAAAGCCGUCGUUGUCGGGGACGCUGCAGACCCAACCAAGUCCGUGGAUCUGUCGGCCAUGCCUCUCUUCAAGCCGACUACCAAGGACCAGUUUGCUGCCUUGACCAAUGUCCUCAUCCCGCUGUUGACGGCCAACUCGAAGAAAGUCCAGUAUGGGCUGUGGGCGCCGGAAUUCGCCAAACAGCUUGUUAAGGAUCUGCCCAGUGAUCAGGUGAAGAAGGUAGCCAGUGCGCUGACGGCGUUCAGUAACGAGAAGAUGCGCGAGGAGCGCGUAGCGGACAAGGGGGCUAAGAAGAGCAAGGCUGCCAAGACCAAGACGUCGUUGAACGCACAGCGAGAUUUCGCCAAGGCUGACACCAAUACCUAUGAGGAGGACUUUGGGGAGGAUGAUUUCAUGUAGUUGACUUCUAUUCCAAAAAAAGUUAACCCUGCCCGUUCCCCUUCUGAAUUACUUUGCAUAGAUGAUCUCUGGUGUACUGUCUUAGCUCGUUUUCGUUUC
Messenger RNA from Talaromyces proteolyticus, 998 nucleotides. Its product is annotated as eukaryotic translation initiation factor 3 subunit J. Gene Ontology annotation, molecular function: translation initiation factor activity. The transcript is spliced from 2 exons. Lineage: Eukaryota; Fungi; Ascomycota; Eurotiomycetes; Eurotiales; Trichocomaceae. The coding region runs from base 156 to 899 and encodes 247 amino acids. The record is from RefSeq and is a predicted model, not a curated record. Gene Ontology annotation, cellular component: cytoplasm; eukaryotic translation initiation factor 3 complex.